This is a messenger RNA of Ilex paraguariensis (yerba mate), 759 nucleotides long. NCBI's taxonomy places the organism in Eukaryota, Viridiplantae, Streptophyta, Magnoliopsida, Aquifoliales, Aquifoliaceae. The record is from the annotation of a GenBank genome assembly.
AUGUUGGAGCAAGAGUCAAACUCUACCAUCAGCAAGACAACUCGGCUGCCGCGUAAGCGUUUCUAUCGAGCACGGGCACACAGCAAUCCAUUAAGUGACUCCCACUUCCCAGUUCCUAUCUCCCCUAAUCAGGUUGACUAUCCUCUUCAUUACCCUCAACUCUUCCCAUCAUCUGAUCAAGUUGAUGGUUCCAAAAAGAUCCAGUUUGCAGACAUAGGUUGCGGUUUUGGAGGACUUCUAAUCAGUCUUUCAACUCUCUUCCCUGAAACCCUGAUGAUUGGAAUGGAACUCAGGGACAAGGUGACGGAGUAUGUCAAGGAACGUAUAUUAGCUUUGAGGAUCGCUAUUCCUGGUCAAUACCAGAAUGUUUCAGUAGUUCGGACUAACUCCAUGAAAUAUAUUCCGAAUUACUUUGAAAAGGGACAACUUUCAAAGAUGUUUUUCCUGUUCCCUGAUCCUCACUUUAAAGAGAAAAACCACCGACGUCGGGUGAUCAGCCCACAUUUGCUAGAUGAGUAUGCUUAUGCUCUUGGGGUUGGUGGAAUUAUAUACACAAUCACAGAUGUGGAAGAACUUGGAGAGUGGAUGAAGUCUUGUUUGGAUGGGCACCCUAUGUUUGAAGCUCUCACACACGAAGAACUUGAAGCUGAUCCGGUCGUAAAGCUCUUGAGCUCUGCAACUGAGGAAGGACAAAAGGUAGCGCGGAAUGGGGGGCAAACUUUUCAAGCAGUUUACAGACGCAUUGCAAGGUGUCUUUGA